Messenger RNA from Symbiodinium natans, 1827 nucleotides. The record is from the annotation of a GenBank genome assembly. Lineage: Eukaryota; Dinophyceae; Suessiales; Symbiodiniaceae.
AUGGAGGCUGCAGCUCUCACAGAAAGCCGGACGGAGCUGCGGACGGCAGCAGGAACCGCCUGGAAGAGCGACAGUUUCCUCGGAGCUCGCUCCACGGGCUGUGCCCAGGCGACUACGGUUGGGGAGCGAUGCUUCGGAGAUGAGGGCGUUGCCAUGUCGCGUUACGAGGAUGACAGCUCGAUGAUUCUGGUGCUGCAGGCAGGUCUCGGGAGCUCAGACCUGGCAAAUCUGAUUUGGCAAAACAAGGCGUGGCUGCUUGAGCAGUAUGAGGACUCUCUUCGAGAGCAGUGGCUGAUCAGUGCCCAGCAAUCGUCCUCACCGAACAUCACCUACAGGAAGGCAGAUCAACUACAUGAGUUCCCAAUCCGCUGCGCGUUUCUGAACGAGGUGUAUUCUCCCUUCGUGGAUGUGGAGCAGGUCUCCGUGGCAUCCGAAGUUACGCAGUCCUACCUGGACUCUGAAGGCCUUUGGCCUCUGAUCAAGGCCUUGGUGCGAACGGUGCUGCCAGAAGGCCAGCAGUUCACCAAAACCGUCUACUUGGCUGGCAUGGGGCUUGGUGGUUCACAUGCCGCCCUGGCGAGCAUGUACCUCAAGAAGAAUGAUGACCAGGUCUAUGAUACUUAUGUUGUGGCUGCCCCCGGCUUUCAGUGCAUAGCGAAGAAUUUGUACUCCAAAGACAUGAUGCACUACGACACGCACUCUCAGAUCAAAGUCUACCUUCAUGUCAUGGAUGCGCUGGCCGGACCUGUGGACCAGUAUAGCGGAACAGUCUGUAAGUAUGGCCUCCACAACUUCACAGCCGCCGAACCCUUCUACGAUGCCUGUGAGCGGAUCGUCGGCCACACGGGCCCGGAGCUGUUUUGGAGGCCGUCAACAACAAGCACCACGACAACCCUCGAGCUGGCCACCGAUGAGCAGAAAGCCACGCAGGCGGCACUGGAGCAGUACAAUCAGAACAUCACGGAAGCCAAAGCUGCUUUUGACCAGUGCGUUUUCUUCACCCACUCGAUCUGGUAUGCGUUGCUGCUUUUCGUGAGCGAGGACACUUUGAAUCUGGAUGGCUCGACGGACGGCGGCUGUGAGACAGUAGAUCCCAUCGACCAAGCGGACAAGUAUGGACGAUGCCCAAGUACUGCCACAGCCCAGACGGAUUGCGACAGCUUCUUCGAACCGCAGGCACAGGUGUCGAUGCAAAUGCUUGGCAUGAUCGUUGGCAUCACUGGCGGCGUAAUCUUGUGCUGCGCGAUACUGGGCAUCGCUGCGGUCAGACACAUUCAGAAGAAUGCCAUGGAUGACGUCAGCAUGUCGGCUGAUCAUGGGCCGCCCUCCAACGGAUGUAUGGCCAGGUUGCUCAGGAACUGCGGCAUUUACGUCGGGGCCGGCAAGCGAGAUCGAGCCAAAGAGGCACGGAUCCGUGCAAAAAAGGCUCGGGACAAGCGCAAAAAUCGAAACCAGGAGAAGACUACCCUCCUUGAGGAGGGCGCCGAAGGGACACCAACCCCAGGCGUCGUGGUUCCCUCCUCUACGGUCGUGGGCAAGCAAGGGGAUGCAGAGAGCUUGCCAGCCGAUUCCAACCUCGCUGACGAAGAGGUUGGCGGAAAGAAGGGCAAGAAGGAGAAGAAGGAGAAGAAGCAAAAGAAGGACAAGUCAGAGCCAUCUGCUGGCGACCCAGCAGAUGAUGAGCCUGUGGAUGCCAUCUCCGUGCGCGUGUUGGACGAGACCGAAGUCCGUGCACCUGAAGCCAGCGGCGACGACCUUCUGGGCUCCGCCUUCCAAGAGAAGCCUAAGAAGAAGAAAAAGAAGGACACCGAGAGGGAUACGGAAUAA